Orycteropus afer afer is the source of this 1554-nucleotide messenger RNA. RefSeq names its product selenoprotein N (gene SELENON). Gene Ontology annotation, molecular function: calcium ion binding. The transcript has 12 exons. Gene Ontology annotation, cellular component: endoplasmic reticulum membrane. Gene Ontology annotation, biological process: skeletal muscle fiber development; calcium ion homeostasis. Lineage: Eukaryota; Metazoa; Chordata; Mammalia; Tubulidentata; Orycteropodidae. The record is from RefSeq and is a predicted model, not a curated record.
AUGGAUGGCGUUGGGGGAGAUGGGAAUCUGACUGGUGCUCAGGCAUGGCCUCCCUCCAAGCAGGAAUCAGCACUGAAGGCUCUGGGGACCGAAGGCCUCUUCCUCUUCUCCUCCUUGGACACUGACCGGGAUAUGUACAUCAGCCCUGAGGAGUUCAAACCCAUUGCUGAGAAGCUGACAGGGUCAACUCCUGCCACCAGCUACGAGGAUGAGGAGCUGCCCCUCGACCCCAGUGAGGAGACACUCACCAUAGAGGCCCGAUUCCAGCCUCUGCUCCCAGAGACAAUGACCAAGAGCAAAGAUGGAUUCCUGGGGGUCUCCCGCCUGGCCCUGUCUGGCCUCCGCAACUGGACCACUGCAGCCUCACCAAGUGCAGUGUUCGCUGCUCGCCACUUCCGGCCCUUCCUGCCCCCUCGGGGCCACGUGGAGCUGGGCGAGCCCUGGUGGAUCAUCCCCAGCGAGCUGAACGUCUUCACUGGCUACUUGUCCAACAACCGCUUCUACCCACCGCCACCCAAGGGCAAGGAGGUCAUCAUCCACCGACUCCUGAGCAUGUUCCACCCUCGGCCUUUCGUGAAGACCCGCUUUGCUCCCCAGGGCGCCGUCGCCUGCCUGACCGCCGUCAGUGACUUCUAUUACACUGUGAUUUUCCGGAUCCAUGCUGAGUUCCAGCUCAGUGAGCCGCCCGACUUCCCCUUCUGGUUCUCUCCUGGUCAGUUCACGGGCCAUAUCAUCCUCUCCAAAGAUGCCACCCACGUCCGAGACUUCCGGCUCUUCGUGCCCAACCACAGGUCUCUGAACGUGGACAUGGAGUGGCUGUAUGGAGCCAGUGAGAACAGCAAUAUGGAGGUGGACAUCGGCUACAUACCCCAGAUGGAGCUGGAGGCCAUGGGCCCCUCCAUGCCCUCCAUGAUCCUGGACGAGGACGGCAACAUGAUUGACAGCCGCCUGCCCUCAGGGGACCCCCUCCAGUUUGUGUUUGAGGAGAUCAAGUGGCAGCAGGAGCUGAGCUGGGAGGAGGCCACCCGGCGUCUGGAAGUGACCAUGUACCCCUUCAAGAAGGUCAGCUACCUGCCAUUCACUGAGGCCUUCGACCGAGCCAAGGCUGAAAACAAGCUGGUGCACUCGAUCUUGCUGUGGGGGGCCCUGGAUGACCAGUCCUGCUGAGGUUCAGGGCGAACUCUCCGGGAGACUGUCCUGGAGAGUUCGCCCAUCCUUGCCCUCCUCAAUGAGAGCUUUAUCAGCACCUGGUCCCUGGUAAAGGAGCUGGAGGACCUGCAGAGCAGCCAAGAGAACCCAUCCCACAAGAAGCUGGCUGGCCUGCACCUGGAGAAGUACAGCUUUCCCGUGGAGAUGAUGGUCUGCCUGCCCAAUGGCACUGUGGUUCACCACAUCAACGCCAACUACUUCCUGGACAUCACCUCCAUGAAGCCCGAGGACAUCGACAGCAACGUCUUCAGCUUCUCGUCUACUUUUGAAGAUCCAUCCACAGCCACCUACAUGCAGUUCCUGAAGGAGGGGCUCCGGCGAGGCUUGCCCCUCCUCCAGCCCUAG